AUGGGCAAAUCCAUCUCUCCAGACGGGAUCAUUGCCAUUCGCAAAGCCGUCGACGAUGCCUGCGUCGAUAAGGUCAAGGGUCUCCCUGGCGUGACCGUCGUAGUGGUCAACAAGCAGGGAGAAGAGCUUCUCGCCCAUACAGCAGGAAAUAAAGGAGAUGCAGCCUCGGAAGCGCCCUUGGCUCUCGAUGCGGUGUACUAUAUGGCGUCCUUUACUAAACUGAUCACUGGCAUUGCCUGCAUGCAGUUAGUUGAAAGGGGGGAACUGUCCUUGGAUGAUGCCGAGAUGCUCGAAAGGCUUUGCCCCGAAUUGAAGGAAGUGAAAGUCCUCCAGGAUGAUGGUACUCUCGUUCCGAAGAAAAAGGGAAUCACACUUCGCAUGCUUCUUUCUCAUACCUCUGGGUUUGGAUAUUCGAACGGCAAUAAGAAACUGGAGGGAUUCCUGGAGAAUACUGGCAAGUUUGACCAGUUUCUGCAGCCACUCGUUAAUCAGCCCGGCGAGAAGUGGGAGUACGGUAUUAGCAUCGACUGGGCUGGUAUAGUGGUCGAGCGAGCUACCAACAUGAGACUGGGAGCGUAUUUCCAGUCGAAUAUCUUUGAUCCUCUUAGUAUCAAGGAUAUCUCUCUGCUCCCAUCCGACGAGAUGAGAUCUAAGCUCGUUACCAUGCAUCGACGGCAUCCCGACGGAACAUUAAGACCGAUGGACUAUAACUUGCUUAAGGCUGUAUCAACUCUAUCAACUCGGACUAACGAAGAGCGAGAACAAUUUUUUCAGGGCGGCGGAGCCGGCGCCUUUGGAACGAUGAGGGACUAUUCUAGCAUCCUCGCAGCACUCAUCAAUGGCGGCACAUCGCCGACGACCGGCAACAGGAUCCUAACUGCCAAAACGGUAGAGUCCAUGUUCCAAAACCAAGUGCCGGACAUGCACAACUUUCACUGCGAGCUGCUGCCCCAUAUCUCGCCAGUUAACCCUGCGGAACUGCCCUCCUACGGGUGGGGGUUAACCUUCAUGAUGACAUCGACCCCCCUGGGCAGAAGUGCAAACAGCGGUUUCUGGGCCGGGGCGCCAAACUGCUACUGGUGGUGUGAUCGUGAGCAUGAGAUCGGAGUCGUGAUAGCAACGCAGGUCUUGCCCAUCGGCGAUGCUAAUGUCCUCAGGCUGUGGCAUACCGUUGAAUCGACCAUCUACCAGCAGUUACAGUGA
This is a messenger RNA of Arthroderma uncinatum, 1203 nucleotides long. Its product is annotated as beta-lactamase. The transcript has 4 exons. The record is from RefSeq and is a predicted model, not a curated record. Lineage: Eukaryota; Fungi; Ascomycota; Eurotiomycetes; Onygenales; Arthrodermataceae. The coding region runs from base 1 to 1203 and encodes 400 amino acids.